AGAUACUGUAGGCGCAAAGAAGGGUCUGAGCGCCGGCUAGUCCCGCCCAGCCAAAGCUCUACAGCUCAAAGGUCCCGUCUAGUCAUCAGUCAGCAGUCAACACCAUCCACUUGCGGGAAAAUCCUCAGAGCUCUAGCUAUCGUGGCCGGUGGAGACACAUGGCGCAGCACCGACUUCACGGCCUCGGGGAACUGGAUGGGGAUCGGAUCGCCCGGUCAUUGUCAGCUACGAGGAUCUUCCUCGUCCCGAUGAAGGCCCCGGUCGUACCACUCCCCUCACGAUCCGCCAUAGAAUCGAGGUACCCUUCAAAGACACGCCGGCGGAGGGAGAAGAGCUCGACUCAGCACGACGAGGCAUCGAAGUCUGAGCCACGGAGGAAAGCGCUUGCCGACGACAGCGCACCCCGCGACGGCCCGUCCCGCGCAGAACGUCAAUACCGAUACAGCAAGAGGCCCGCAAACGAUCCCGAUCGAGCAGCUGGGGCUCUAGCCUCGGCGCCUCGCGCUCAGCCGGCUGUCUCGUCUCUCGCUUCUGCCUCCGAGAGUAGCUCCCUUACAGCCCGUCCCUCAUCUUCAAGCAGAUCAACACUACAUGUUCCGAUUCAGAUCAGCUUGAGGUUCGAGCAUGCCUGUCUGAGGAUAGAGAUCGGCUCUGCGACCGGCUCCCUUGAUACUCUGCGCGCUCGGCCUAGCCCACCAUCAACGGUGAAGAACGCUCGAGACCUCUGCAGAGAGCGAUACGGAGGACCCCGCGCUCUUGCUGCCUCGAUGGCCUCAUACGUCAACGAGCAACUUCUGCAGCGCCGCGCCAACUACCUGGACGUCGAAGAAAAUGAGCGCAUCAAACCCUUGCAGAAGCACCUCGACGACAAGGCCAUCUCGCUCCGUAUUCCCCUCGUCGGCCUCCCCGACGUCAUCCUCGCUCGAGUCACUACCAUGAACUGCUCCUCGUGGGUCCUCAGCAGCGAAGAGGUCAAGAGCGUCGUGCCGGCUCUGCCGACCGGCGGCCCGCUACCAGACGCAGCUCUGGCAAAGAGGCUGGGCGCAGACCCGCGGGAGGUGCGAGUAUCCAUCGUCAACGGGUUCCGCUGAACAUGCCAGCUGGCCGACAUCAGCGUCAGCUUGGCUGCUCGACCUCGCCCGGGCGCUCUGAGCCGCCUCUCGUCGUGGACUGCCAUGGGUGCCGACGCCGAGAUGGAUCAAGACUGGUCAGAGCUGGCAGACGGCACCGCCUCCCACUACACCCUUCGUCUGUCGAGAGGCUC
This is a messenger RNA of Jaminaea rosea, 1264 nucleotides long. RefSeq lists its product as hypothetical. NCBI's taxonomy places the organism in Eukaryota, Fungi, Basidiomycota, Exobasidiomycetes, Microstromatales. The record is from RefSeq and is a predicted model, not a curated record. The transcript is spliced from 2 exons. Bases 159 to 1091 code for a protein of 310 amino acids.